Molecule: messenger RNA, 410 nt
Organism: Penaeus monodon (black tiger shrimp)
Lineage: Eukaryota; Metazoa; Arthropoda; Malacostraca; Decapoda; Penaeidae
Product: pro-resilin-like
Exons: 2
Coding region: 20-364 (114 amino acids)
Cellular component (GO): extracellular matrix
Source: RefSeq, a predicted model, not a curated record
CAUUCUAUCAUUAGACACCAUGACAUUUAAGGUAAUUGCGCUCGCCACCCUUGUGGCCGUUGCCCUUGCCCGUCCUCAGAACACGCCGGCCUAUGGCUAUGGCGCCACAACGCCCUCUUCAGCACCUGCCAAGUAUGACUUCAAUUACGCCGUCAACGACCCACCAUCUGGCAACGACUUCGGUCAUCAGGAGGCCCGAGAUGGCCCUAACACUCAGGGUUCUUAUUUCGUCCUCCUGCCCGACGGUCGUCUUCAGAGGGUCACCUACAAUGUGAACGGAAAUUCUGGCUACGUGGCCGAGGUCUCCUACGAAGGUGAGCCCUCUACGCAACGUCCUUAUACACCCGCUCCUCAGUAUGGGUAGAUACAUAUAAUCUACGAUAUAUUGUUUAAUAAAGCAGCACAUCGAU